Myotis myotis is the source of this 6895-nucleotide messenger RNA. It is a transcript of the gene SCO2, whose product is annotated as protein SCO2 homolog, mitochondrial. Gene Ontology annotation, cellular component: mitochondrial inner membrane. The transcript is spliced from 2 exons. Gene Ontology annotation, molecular function: copper chaperone activity; copper ion binding. The record is from RefSeq and is a predicted model, not a curated record. Lineage: Eukaryota; Metazoa; Chordata; Mammalia; Chiroptera; Vespertilionidae. Gene Ontology annotation, biological process: intracellular copper ion homeostasis; mitochondrial respiratory chain complex IV assembly. Bases 684 to 1562 code for a protein of 292 amino acids.
GUUUGGAGGGGCGGGCGGGCAGGCGCCUGCGGUGUGCUCUGCGCGUGGCCUGCGGCAGGUCCAGCUUUGCGCGUGCGUGGAGGGCGCCUGGAGGCUCAGGGAGUCUCCGCAGUGGCCGCCGCCUGCCAGGCACAUCUCGUGCAGCGCUCAGAGCCCAUUUGGUAAAGGAGGCGGGUACAGAGGCUAAGGGACGCGCCCAAGGUCACCCAAGCCCAGGAAUCGAGGGAGGGUGGAAGCCAAGCGGUUAGUCCUCGGAGGCCCCUCAGCAGCAGCUGAGCAGGUGAGGGGUCCUCAGACCCCCGCCGACACCCCUCCAGGAGCCCCUGUAGAAAGGCUCGGCCGCCGGAGUUGUCGGGAACCCGGAUGUGAAGCGGGGGGCUCAUUGCAAACAGAUACACGUGCUCAGGAACCCAGGCAGCUGUGCACGCGGAGUGAUCUCAGGCGGCUCCGAUGCUGAAACACAGGUGAGUGCUGCCCUGUCUGUAGCUGCGGGGCCGGGGCCAGGGAGGGAGGAGGCAGAACGAGGCACUCGCCUGAAGGACAGCAGUGACAGGCUGGACUUCUGAUGACACCUAAGCUUGGAGCUUCUGCCUUUAGAGGUGAGAUGGUUCUGAGCUCAGCGGAGCACUGGGUGGCCAUUUGGGACAGCUUGGUCCCCCAGGUGGAGACCCAUUUCCCCAGUGAUGGGAGGUGACCCAGGAGGCCAAGGCACCUUCCGGCUCCUGACAUGUUUGCCCUCUUCCAGGAGCAUCAGGCCUGUGCUGCUGCUGCUGGCUCAGCUGCCCAGGGCUCAGCACGGGCUCUCUCAGCUCAAGGCCUCCUCCCUCCUGAAGACUCCUGGAGGCGAGGCCCUCCAUGUGAGGUGCCGGCUCUUGUCAAGGCAGGGCCCUGCAGAGACAGGCAGGCAGGGCCAGCCCCGGGGCCCUGGGCUGCGAACUAGGCUGCUGAUCACAGCCUUAUUUGGGGUGGGGCUGGGUGGGGCCUGGCUGGCCAUGAGGGCUGAGAAGGAGCGGCAGCAGCAGCAGCGGCGGACAGAGGCCCUGCGCCAGGCCUCCGUGGGCCAGGGAGACUUUAGCCUGCUGGACCACCAGGGCCAGGCUCGCUGCAAAGCCGACUUCCGAGGCCAGUGGGUGCUGUUGUACUUUGGCUUCACUCACUGUCCCGACAUCUGCCCUGACGAACUGGAGAAGCUGGUGCAGGUGGUGCGGCAGCUGGAGGCCCAGCCCGGCCUGCCCCUGGUGCAGCCCAUCUUCAUCACUGUGGACCCCGCGCGGGACGAUGUUGCUGCCAUGGCCCGCUACGUGCAGGACUUCCAUCCGCGGCUACUGGGCCUGACCGGCUCGGCUGAGCAGGUUGCCCAGGUCAGCCGCAGCUACCGUGUGUACUACAGUGCCGGCCCUAAGGACGCGGACCAGGACUACAUUGUGGACCACUCCAUCGCCAUCUACCUGCUCAACCCCGACGGCCUCUUCACAGACUACUAUGGCCGGGCCAGGUCGGCCGAGCAGAUUGCAGACAGUGUGCAGCGCCACAUGGCUGCCUUCCGCAGCGUCCUGCACUGACCUGGGUCAUUAAAGGGUGUGGUGGAGCUGCGUGUGUGUCUGAGCCAUACCAGCUGCCCUGGGAGGCCACGGACGAGAGGAGCCCAGCACCUGGCUGUGGGCUGGAUGCUGGAGAUGGGCAGCUAUCUUCUCUACACAGGAGCCUUUUAAAGGGAUGGGUGGAGUGGCAACACCACUUUAUUAGGCUGGGCCAGCCAGGAAGCAGGUGUGAAGUGAGCAGAUGUGUGCCCAACAUCAUGGGGAACAGGGCUGCCCACUCAGGGCUGAGCCAUGGAGGGGGCGGUGUAGGUCUGGAAGCGCUUGUGGGCCCGCUGGUGCGUGAGCAGUCUUAGGGUCAUGGUGUCCACAGCCGCCUCCAGCCCUGGCUGCUGGGUGAUCUCUACCGUGUGGUCAUUGGCCUGUAAGGACAGGGUGUCAGCAGAGCCAGGGACCACUCCCCUCCCAGGCCCAGGGCCACUCACCAGUUGCAGAGAGGCCAGCAUGGCGCGGCACACCUCGAAGGCAGGCUGGCCCGCCACCAGCUUCGCAAAGGGACACCACUGGUUGAGCUGACUGAACCUUGAGACCAUCUGGUCCCCAUACAGGUGGAUGUCAAAGGGCACGUGCUGCUCCUGCAAGAGGGAAGAGCAAGGUCCUGGUCAAACCCUGCAAGCAUCGGGCUCCAUGCCCGAGCAGAAGCCGGCCCAGCCCUCUUACCUGCUCCUGGAGCAGGGGCUGGAUGCUGUCCUCCCAGUCCCUGACACGCUGGCUCAGCUCCGUCUCCUGAACGAACUUCUGAGACGUGGUGAUGAAGAGCUCCUAGGAGAGGACGGGAGCUGCUGCCUCUGUCAGAGCCAUCACCCGGCUCCCCCCCCCUCCAACCAGGGCCUACCACGUUCCUCCGGACCAGCUCCUCGUAGCUCAGGGAUGCCGGCAUGGCCUCUGCUUCUGGAAAGGAGGGCAGUGGAGGUGUGGGCCACACCCUCCCUCCCUUCACCCUUGAGGAGCACCCUCAUGAGGGCCUGGCCAGCAGCCCACUCCUAGACCUACCCAGGUCUGCAGCGUCCUCAGGCUUUGCCCCGUCAGGCUCUGCGUACUCUUCAGGCUCUAAAAAGUCAUCUGCUGGGAGGUGGGGUGGAACCAGCAGGAGGCAGGUCAGCAGGCAGCCUGUCCUGAGCCCUCUUCCUCCCGCCACCCUGUGAGCACCCACCUGCUGCCCCCAGCUCCUCCAGGGAGUCCUCCAGGCGGUCCUCCUCCAGAGGCCACAACCCCUCCUCGGCCCUCGGCAGCCACCGCUUAGCUGCCUGUGCAGAGAAUCUGUGAGCCACUGCUGUCUCCCACCACCCGGGGCUGUGAGGCCAGUGGCCAGUACUUGCCUCCCUCCUCUGCAGUUUCCGGAGGGUCUCCAGCUGCUCCCUCACGUGUUUCCAGUACAGAACCUCCAUGUCUACACAUAAAAGCCUCGUGAGGGGGUGCCCGCAUCUUGCCUAGACCACCCUGGUCCACCUAGGGCCUUGGGCAUCCCCAGGCGGAGGGGAGGAGGGCAGAGCAUGGUGCCAUUAUCCCUCAGAGGAGCACACAGGGCCCCAGUCACACCUGCAAAGGACGGGCCCUUUUUCCGGAGCCUCCUGCUAUCAGCAUGGUCAGCAUCUACAAGAGAACUGGGUUGUCAGGAGCCAGACCAAGUCCCCUCCUGCCCUGGCCUGGCCCAGUCCCACACACCCACUCACAGGUGGCCAGGUACCACUGGUGGAAGUCCUGCAGCUUGGCGGCCCCCUUCCUCUUGCGCUUCUGUCCCGGAACUUCCUCCACGCAGGCGGGCACGGAGUAGGGUUUACCUGGGGGGCAAAUGGACUGUGUCUCAGGCACCACUGCAGGCCCCGGGGAAGAUCACCAACACCCCUGAGAGCCAUCACACGAGGGAGCACAGCCCCACCAGGCUCUCCGUGGGUACAGGGCACGCCCCACCCACCACCUGUACCCCCAUGAACCCAGCCACAGACAGUGGGUACAGCUGUCCCUCCACCCAAUUACCUUUCUUGAAGGGCUUAGAGUCCAGGGAGCUGAAGGGGUCCAGGCUCUGCCAGGGGUCUGGGGUCUCCUAAGCACGGAGAAUAAGUAGACUCAGGGAGAGUGGGGGACACACACCCUUCCCCCAAGGCCAGCACUGAGGGCAAUGACGGCCAGGGGACACUGGCCACGCGGAAUCCAGGAUCCAAGGGUGGAAGGGCCUCAGUCAGGUGGGAGUGAAGACGUGGGUGGUGGGGCCUCAGGCACACACCCUCCCUGGGCUCUGGUCGGGGCCCCACCAUCUCACCUUCAGCUGGGACACAGGCUCCAGGGCCUCCCGCCUCUCCCUCAGCUCAAACCUCCUGGGCUGGGCAGUGCUCUGCAAAGAAAUGGCCUCAGGGAUGUCCCCUCCUGUGCUCUGGGGACAAAUACUCUCCAGGAACCAGAGUAUUUGAGCAGGAAUUUCAAAUAGUUCAAGGGCUAAAAGUAACACUGCUAGGAAAACUCCAGAGAACACAAACUAGUGAGCUAGUGGUCACGAGGAAAAACAAAACAGAAUAACAUGGUAAUAUCCACGGAGCUACCAGCCAAAAUGAACACUAACAUGCUUCCUGUGUGAAGUUCGCGUUGUAAAGAAAAAAGGACGUCUUCGCUCUAGGGCCGGAGCACAGAGCCCACCCUUCGGGGCUGAGGGGACGGCAAAGGCCUCCAAGGUCCCCCUUCCUGCCAGCCUGCCCUCGGGAGGCAGCUCCAGAGACCAGCUGCCAUCUGUGGCUACAGGGGCACCACAGGCUCAGCCAGCCCUGAGGAGCAGCAGCUGCUCUGCAGGGUGAGGCAAGGGGAAGGAAGCUGCUGCCCAAGAGCUGGCUUAGGACACGUGGGGCUGCCCAAACCCAGGGCUUGCCCGAUGGACGACUCAGGCUUUGCAGGCCUCAGUGUGUGCCCCACCUGCUGUGGGCUCCUGGACUCCUGGGGCUCCAGGGGGACCUCAGGGAGCUCUGCCACCCCCUCUGCAUCCUCAUCCUCAUCCCCACCUGCGGGCAUCGGGCCUUCUGGAGACGUGCCUGGGCAGAGGAGCAAGAGACCCGUCAACCCCGAGGAGCCCGCAGCCCAGACAGCAGGUGAGGGCUGCCCUCUGGGCCGGAGCGGCCCUCCCCCGUCUCAGCUUCUUCAUUCAUUAGACCCAGAGACUGGAGCACGGCGUCUCACACUCUCGACGUGCUGCUGUGCCGUUGGUUUCAUUCUACUUCUGAGCUACUUUCCUCUCAAACGUUGCCUCUGUGCCUGCCCAGAGGAAUGGGCAAACAGGGCAGUGGGCUGAGUGGGGAACGAGGCCUGGGCACAAGGGCAGCUCCAAGGUCUCAUGGCUCCCAUGCCUCCCCAGCACAGGCAUAGAGGGGUGAGCAGGCUGGGUCCGUUGAGCACAGAGUCCUGUCCCCACCCCCACUAGUCGGUCCACCAGGAUGACCUCUUCUCACCUGACUCCUGGGAGAUGCCGGGCACAGGGACCGGACUCCUGAUCAUAGAGACUUCCAUUGGCUGCUCCUCAGUGCAUCCAGCUGAGAGAGAUGGCGUGAGACAGGUCAGCCCAGCCCCCGCCUCCCCCCAACUCUCCCAGGGACUCAAGAGCCAGGGCUGGGGAGGGAGAGCAGGGCCCUGCACUGAGCAGCUGUGGGCAGACGGGGGAGCAGAGGGACCAGCUCCAGCCGGCCGGCCUGUGGGGCAGGUGACUGGGGAGGGAGGAUGCCCAGUAAGGAGCCCCAGACCCACACCUAGGCCCACACCCGCGCCCUCACCCGUCCUGGGCAGCAGAGUCUCCCUGGGGGAUAAGCCCACUGGCUCCAACAUGAAGGCUCCUCGGGGGUGAGGGGUGCACGUGUUCAUCCUAAAAUCCUUCCGACUGGCCAGGACCUCCCCCUGACAGCUGUGCUGGCAAAAACACCGCCUCUGCAGAGACCAUCCCCAGCAGCCGCCCUCCCCCACCAGGCCCAGGCCCGGCCCGAACCUGUACAAGGGGUGGCUGUUCUUGUCCAUCUCAUCCAGGGCUACCAGGGCCAUGGGCAGGAGGGGGACGAUGGCGACCUCCUGCACAGGGGCCGAGAGGGGGUGAGCGUGGGAACGAGAAGGGAUGCUCACUGUACAAGCAGCCCAUCAGCUACGCUCACCCCACCUACGGGGAGGGCACUCACACAGGGGGCCUGCUCAUUCCUCAGGUCCACAUUAGCACGGGUGUCGGGCAGGUCGUCCAGCGACAGGAACUGUGAGGAGACAGUGAGCUCAGCAGCAGCACCCAGCAGGCACCCAGCGGGCAGCAGCCAGGCACCCAGGAAACCUCACCUCAUCCUCCACCCGCUGGGAGGCCCUGGAGCUGGCGUCCCUGCUGGCCCCGUCUUCCUGCGCCGCGAGCUGCCGGGCCCUCCUGGGAGAAUCAACACAUGGGAGUUUGGAGGCUGCAGGGGCUUCCCAGCCACACGCAGGGCACACGGGCCUCCACCUCCUGGCUCGCGCCUCCAGGACUCACCUCUUGCCAGAGAUGAAAUCGAGGGCCUGGUAGACCAGCGAGUAGAGGUAUUCAACCUGGAGGCCGGAAGCAGGAGGUGAGGACGCAGACAGGAGCCCACCCACAUACCCAGGGCAGACAUCGUGCACAGAGAAGCCGGCUAUCCCCUCCCAAACCUCCGGCACAAGUCCUGCCAGUGUGGCCAUCAAGAGCACUUCUCCAGUUGAACAGAACUGCUCUGACAGCCUCAUGAGCCCCCUCCCCCUCUCAAGGCUGUGCAUCCCGCCAUGCGCCUCUGUGCACACCGGCCUGCGGGCGGUCCAUUCCCUCCGUGGCCUCAGCCCACCUCCCACCUCCCGGCUCCACGAGUCUCUGGCACCUGACACCACUCCAGCCACAACCCAGGGGGCCCCACCCUUAGGGUGAGGGUGGAGAUUUGGAGAUGCUGACCACAACGCACCACCAGGGGGCGCGCAUGCUGCCUCUGGGCCACUUCCUCUGGGCCGGUGAUCGGCAAACUGCAGCGCUGCUCGCGAGCCACAUGCGGCUCUUUGGCCCCUUGAGUGUGGCUCUUCCACAAAAUACCACGUGUGGGCGCAUGUGCGACUGAAACUUCGUGGCCCAUGCGCAGAAGUCGGUUUUCAGCCUGGGCGAGUAUAUUUUGAAGUGCUGUUGAUAUUUGGCUCUGUUGACUAAUGAUUUGCUGGCCACUACUCUGGGCGAACCCUCUGCUGGGGGGCCUUUUCUCUCAUGCACUGGACACUGACACCGUCGUGAGCAAGAGACCCCAUUUAUUAGGAAUAAUAAACAUUAACUUUCCUAAGUGUGUGCCACACACACAGAA